CCGCAGGGAGGGCCAAUGAGCGGGGUGGGCCUGGGCGCGGCGGCGCUGCGAUCGCAUCAUGGACGUGGGGCGGGCACGGCGGGAGGGACUGCGGGGCCGGGCGGGAGCCGCGGCGGCGGGAGCGGGCCGUGGGCGCUGAGGCUCGGGGCGGGCGGUCCUCGCGGGCAGCUCCGUGGGAGCGGGGGCGCCGGGCCUGCAGCCGACCCGCGGCCUGGAUGGCGGGGCUGCCCGGGAGCCUCAGAGGCUGAGCCCGCACGCGCGGGGCUGGACGCGGGGCCGGACGCGGGGCCGGGGCGCGGGGACGCGGGGCCGGAACGCAGGGACGCGGGGCCGGGGCGCAGGGACGCGGGGCCAGGGCGCGGGGCGGGGACGCGGGGCAGGGACGCGGGGACGCGGGGCAGGGACGCGGGGCCGGGGCGCGGGCCCGACCGGCCGCCUAUGUUCUACGCGGGGCUGUUCUUCGUGAACGCGCUCAUCCUGUACUACGCCUUCCUCAUGGAGUACAUCGCGCUCAACGUGGGGCUCGUCUUCCUGCCCGACGACCUGGACCAGGCGCUCGCCGACCUGGGCGUGCUGUCCGACCCGGGCUCCGGCCCCCACGACGCGGACGCCGAGCUGGACGCGCUGGACGGCUUCCUGGACUAGCCGGCCGGCGCCAUGGCCUGCGCCCUCGAGAGCUUUGUGCAGCCUGGUGGUUCCCGCCCAGCCCUGCAGGGCAGCACAGACUGACCCCUGGGGGCCGCCCGCCGCCGCCGCCGCCGCCGCCGCCGCCGCCCAGUGACUUCGCCUUCGCACCUGACCCUCGCCACAGCUGCAGGAUGGGUGUUUACAGGAACGCGGCUGGCAUCGCCCGCCCACUGUGCCCACUUGCCUCAAACCUCACACCUGGGAGCAUGGCCUGGCCCGCAGGGACUUGGAGGUGGAGGGGCCUGGCCGGAGCCCUGCUGUCCCCCUCAGGCUACUCCUCUCAGCAGAGGCUUCCGGGAAGUGUAGCGGUGAAAACGCUGGAUAAGCCUGUAAAGCAAUACUUAGGGGCUGACUUCUCCCAUUAAAACGCGUAUGCCA
Erinaceus europaeus (western European hedgehog) is the source of this 1065-nucleotide messenger RNA. It is a transcript of the gene DEXI, whose product is annotated as Dexi homolog. Bases 16 to 645 code for a protein of 209 amino acids. Lineage: Eukaryota; Metazoa; Chordata; Mammalia; Eulipotyphla; Erinaceidae. The record is from RefSeq and is a predicted model, not a curated record. The transcript has 2 exons.